AUGGUGCAUAGUGCUUGUGGAUCUACUGAAAAGGUUUACUCUCAUUUGGAGAUCGAGAAGCACAACCGCAUCGAUGAUCUUUGGGUUAUUGUUGAUGGGAUCGUGUACGAUGUUACAACUUUCCACUUGGAGCAUCCUGGUGGUAAAACAGUAAUUCGAGACUAUGCAGGCCAAGAUGCAACGGAAGCAUUUGAGGAUAUCGGCCACUCGUCAGACGCUCGAGAGCGGCUGAAGAGUUUUGCAAUUGGAAGGCUAGAAUCAGCAAGCCCAAAGAAACGAAACUUGGGCCUUUAUUACGGUCUUUGUGCUGCGGUCUCGAUGUUCCUGUUGGCAUAUGCCACUCACCGGUUUUUAAGGUAG
Messenger RNA from Mitosporidium daphniae, 360 nucleotides. RefSeq lists its product as uncharacterized. The record is from RefSeq and is a predicted model, not a curated record. Gene Ontology annotation, molecular function: heme binding. Gene Ontology annotation, cellular component: membrane; intracellular membrane-bounded organelle. NCBI's taxonomy places the organism in Eukaryota, Fungi, Microsporidia. The coding region runs from base 1 to 360 and encodes 119 amino acids. The transcript has 2 exons.